AUGCCUCCGGCUCGGCAUGGUGCUGUAACCCCACGGGCAGCCUGUGGCGAGGGGGAUAGGGCAGCAGUGCCAGGGAGCCCCGGGGCCGCGGCUCCGCCAGUCCUGUCCCCGGCGCACAUGCGACGUCACGUAGCCGCUCUCCAACACGCGCCGCGGAGCGCCGUUGGCUGCGCCAUCGCCGACGCUAGUGGUUGGUUAGAGGCGGCGGGAGCUGUUCGCUUCCAUUGGCUGGAGGCCGGCUUGGGGCGGGGUCACAGCGGCGGUUAUGGUGAGGUGCUGGCGGCCGAGGUCGUGGCGGUCCUGACCGAAGCCAUGGCGACGCUGCGAGACAUCUGGGAGGAGAUCGGAAUCCCGGAGGAGCAACGCCUGGAGCGUACCCGUGCGGCCAAAAAGCACAUCCAGGAGCUUCUGGUCAAGAUGGUGGAAGAGGAGGAGAGCCUGAAGGAGCGUCUUCUGGCGAGCAUUGAGCUGUGUCAGCAGAAGCUUCACAGUCUCUGCAAGGACCUGCAGCUGGAGCCCUUUGAGAGAGAGGAGGAAGGAACCAUUCUGGAGAGAGAGAAGAGCCUGCGGACACGUGUGGAAGUGCUGCUGAAGCAGAGGAGGGACAGGAAGGAGGAGCUAAAGAACCUGCAAGAGCAGGAGCAAGACCUGUGUGACAUCCUCUGCACCACUCCAUUCUCCAUCGAUGCCAAGGCUGUGCCCAGCCUGGAGGAGCUGGAUCGCUAUCGGUGUCACUUGGCCUCCCUGGCUGCUGAGAAGGAGCAAAGGCAGGAAGAGUUUGUCCACAGCAGGAAGCAAAUCAUCCUCCUGAUGGAGGAGCUGGACCACACUCCAGACACCAGCUUUGAGCAGGAUGUGGUGGAUGAGGAUGUGGAAGCCUUUUGCUUGUCCACAGAAAACCUUGCUGCCCUCCAGGAGCUGCUGUGCCAGCUGGAAGCUCGGCGGGCGCUGAACGAAGCUGCGUGUGCAGAGCUGCGCUCCAGGAUCCAGACGCUCUGGGAACGGCUGCAGGUCCCCGUGGAGGAGAGAGAGUCCUCUGCAGUGCACAUGCCUGGGUGCAGAGCCAGGACCAGGGAAGCUCUGCAGUUGGAAGUGGAGCAUCUGGAGGAGCUGAAGCUGCAGAACAUGAAGGCUGUGAUUCAGGCAGCCCGGGCAGAGCUGGCUGACUACUGGGACAGAUGUUGCUACAGCCAGGAGCAGAGGGAGGCCUUCAGGCCCUACUACGAUGAGGACUACACAGAGACCCUGCUUGAGCUCCAUGACACGGAGGUGGUGAAGAUGAAGAACGAUUAUGAAGCACACAAGGAUCUGUUUGAGGCUGUCCAGAAAUGGGAGCAGAACUGGAAGCUGUUCCUGGAGCUGGAGAGGAAGGCAACUGACCCCAGCCGCUUCACCAACCGUGGGGGGAGCCUGCUGAAGGAGGAGAAGCAGCGAGCAAAGCUGCAGAAGGUGCUUUCAAAGCUCCAGGAUGAGCUGGAGAAGAAGAUCCAGGCCUGGCAGCAGGAGCACCAGGCUGUUUUCCUGGUGAAGGGGCAGCAGUUCAUGGAGCAUGUGAAGGAGCAGUGGCAGCUGUACCAGCAGGAGAAAGAGAAGGAGAAGCAGGAGAGGCAGCUGAAGAGGAGCCGUGAGACUGAGGUGGAGAUGAUGUUCGGCAGCACCCCCCGGACGCCCAGCAAGCGCCGGGUGCUCGGCCCACACACACCUGGCCAAGUAAGGAAGCUCAAUGGCACCUCCAUCUGCACGCCCAACAGCACCGUUCGCUCUGUUUUCGGGCAAACCUGCUGCCACUCACCCCUGUCACGGCUGCCACCUUCUGCAGGGAAGCUCCGGCCACCUCGGACCCCUGGCCCCAUGACCCCGAAGACCCCCAGGCCUGGCUACAGGGAGCAGAACAAGGAGAACGUGGCCCAGCAGCACGGAACCACCCUGAGCGGUGGGUGCACCCCCACAGCCCCUGCCCAGCAUAGCCUCGGCAUUAACUCUGUUCCCAGCACCUAUUCUGCCUUUGCGCGUGAACUUUCCAAGGCAUCAAAGUCGGACAGCAUCCUCAACUCCACUGCCACCACUGCCUUCUGCCACGAGGCAGGAGAUCUCUACAUGUGGGGCUGGAACGAGUCUGGCCAGCUGGCACUGCCCUGCAAAGCACUGGCAGAAGAGCAGGCACAGGCCAAGGACACAGGUGCAGGGCACGCUGAGGUGGCACCGUGCCAGGAGCAGCCGGGGGCCGAGGCUGCCUUCAUCUCCAUCCAGGCCUUCCCGGCCCUGCUGGAUCUGCCCCAGCAGCUGGAGGUCAGCAGGGUCAGCUGUGGGUCCCGGCACACAGCUGCUGUCACACGGAUGGGGCAGGCAGCCUGGCAGGAGGAUCGGGUCGGGUUUAGCCCACCCCCCCUCCCCCCCAUGGUGAACAGGGCUCAGAGCCGGGAGUAG
Messenger RNA from Indicator indicator, 2427 nucleotides. RefSeq names its product protein regulator of cytokinesis 1-like. The record is from RefSeq and is a predicted model, not a curated record. Gene Ontology annotation, cellular component: cytoplasm; spindle; mitotic spindle midzone. The transcript is spliced from 17 exons. Gene Ontology annotation, biological process: microtubule cytoskeleton organization; mitotic spindle midzone assembly. Lineage: Eukaryota; Metazoa; Chordata; Aves; Piciformes; Indicatoridae. Gene Ontology annotation, molecular function: microtubule binding. The coding region runs from base 1 to 2427 and encodes 808 amino acids.